Messenger RNA from Phytophthora sojae, 297 nucleotides. RefSeq lists its product as hypothetical. Bases 1 to 297 code for a protein of 98 amino acids. Gene Ontology annotation, molecular function: protein binding. The record is from RefSeq and is a predicted model, not a curated record. Lineage: Eukaryota; Oomycota; Peronosporomycetes; Peronosporales; Peronosporaceae. The transcript is spliced from 2 exons.
AUGUCCGUGCUGGCCGGGUACCGGUACUGGGUAAGCGGAUAUGCGGAUGGUUAUGGUAACGCUGUGCUUUUUAAGAACCCACGCUCUCUGGCUGUUGGUUCCGAUGGACAUCUGUACGUGGCAGACGAUAACAAUCGGGUGAUUAAAUUUACGUCGGGCGGUGUGAUGACUGUGCUGGCCGGAUCCACCUCAAGCGGACUUGUCGAUGGCACUGGUACUAGUGCACGAUUUAAGACCCCCGAUUCUCUGGUAAUUGGUUCAGAUGGUUAUCUGUACAUUGCAGACAGAGUAAACUAA